AUGUCAUCACAUUUUCCUGUUCGUAUCAAGAGCCUGGCACUUUUGAGGUCUCUUUUUUCGGUCUUUUCUCCCAGUUGUUUUUCCACACAGUUCUUCCACGUCCAGGAAUUUUGUUGUCUGACACGCAGUACUUGGCAUUCACAGAGUUGCUCGCUUUGUUCUUCCGUCAGGUAAUCGAGCCUCUCUGACAAGGCAGCCAACCUAGUGCAAGGACGUGAGUCAUUUUACGUAGUCCGGCUUGCACGGCAGAUCUACCCCGAGCGCGAGAAAGAAACUCCGCUCAGCGUUAGCGUGGCCUCGUUCGGUGUUUCUUCCAAGGGAAUUGCCUGCAAUUGCCGCUACCUCUUCUGCCAACGUUUCAGGGAUUUCGACGGUCUUUUGUCUGCGCUCUUUCUUUGCGAAAACCCCUCUUCCGCACUGCCCAGCUCGUGCCGCCGUCCUGGCGCGCAGCUCACGCCGUCCACUCCGUCAGAGGGCAAAGCUUGGCAGCGCUCAAGUGCUCGUUGUUCAGGAAUCGCCAAACAAACCUUCCAGUGGCUUUUCCUACUCACGCAGGACCUCUGAUAAUAGGAGUGGGCACGUGUUCUCGUCCUAACGCUAUCCUCGAUUCCCUUUUCGCACACACACAAUGUCUCAGUUUCAACAGCCACAGUCUCCUGCGGGAGGCUCGAUGUUCAUUACCGGCACAACGGAAAAUGCCGAAGUCGAAAGGGUGAACGUUCGCCUGCAAGCUGACCAGCCCGUCGUCCCCGUUCCCGUGUACCAGGAUGUGUACAAGCGAGACAAGUACAUUGAGGUCCCCACUGUGGAACUCAACGACACCAUCAUUCCAAAAGUCUACAACCAGAGCGCCGUGCACGAGGUGCCGAAAAUGGACAUCGCUUUUCAGGAGAAGGAGGUCGCUGUGCACACCGAGAAACUAGUGGACAGAGACGUCGAGGUGCCCGUGCUGGUGGGCUACGCACCUCAGUUUGUCCCAAAGUGGGAUGUCCGCGAGGUGCCGCGACCGGUGCCCAAGUACGAGGGCGAGCAAGAGGUGAUUGAGGUUGAGGUUCCGGAAAUCGAGUACAAGGACACUUACGUUGAAAAAGAAGUUGUCGUCGAUGUCAAGGAAAAGAUCAUCCCCAAGGUGACAGAAGUCGUGAAGGAGGUCGAGGUUGUUCAGUACGAAUGGAAGCAACAGUACCAGGACGUGCCUGUGUACAAAUACGUUCCCAAGUUCGACGUCGAACUCGACUGCCCCCCCCCCAUCAUCGUGCCGUACCCAGAAACGCGCUUCGUCAAGGAGGACCCCAGCGUGGUUCAGCCCUACUGCUCUCCUUUGACAGCCUGCUGCCCUGGAACUGCCACACACAAGGUGGUGACUACCGACAGACUUUACGUUCGUGGAACCGAUGGUGCCGGUGCCUCGCAACCAAGCGCUCCUCUCGUGACUGUCGGUGGCGCAUUCCACAGCAUGUCUCCGGAUGUUCAAAUGCAGUCUGAGGCUAUUCCCUCUGCCCACGGUGUUCUUCCGGCUGACUACGUCGCCCAAGGACAACUUAUUGGCGACGCCCCAGGCUAUUCAUCAGAGGGACAGCUUCCUAACAUCCAGCUGGCCCCUGGACCGGUCUUUCCCAUGCCCUCACCGCAGGUGGAGCAACCCGCGAGCUCCUUCGGUGGAUCAUCUUCCGGUUCUGAAGCUGAAGAAGCAAAGCCCACUGCGUCGGAGAAACAGAGCUUCUGGAACUGGCUUUUUGGAAAGAAGGAGGAAACCGGCAAGGUGGCUGAGCAGAAGAAGCAAGAAGCUAUUGACUACACUGCCCACUUCCAACAGCUCCACCAACAGGGUACCCCCUCACACAAGGCUGAAGGACAAGCCGGAAAGGAUGAUACCGCUACCAACCUGGAGCCCUCUGUGGUGUACAAGGGCGUCGUCAGCAGACCCGCCGUGUUUGCAGGCAACCUCAACCCCAUUUCCUUCAAACUGCAUGCGAUUGAAAUCCACCAAUUCAUCCCCUUGCCCAACGUUCGCGUGCCCGAAUUCGUGAAGGCCCUUCCCGACGGCUUGAUGGCGACCGACGUGUCUGGCCUUGAUCGUUUCUUUGGGUCCGUGCCAACAGGCUGGGCAGACCCUGAUGUCACGGGUAUUCCGGCUCCGAUGAUGAGCGACAUUCUUGCCGGCAACAUCCAGGCUUCCACAACGAGCCCUCUAAUUAACAAUUUGUCUGAGAAGUUCGUGCAGCAGGAGAACACGGUUCAGCAAGCGCAGACCGAUGCCCGCGCCGCUAGCGGAGUAGGAUUGGGCGAAGAGGCACAGAUCAGCGCCUAAAAGAAAACGGUUUUGGAUGUUGAGCAAGUCAGAGACGUCCCACAACACACAUGGCUACAACUGAGAAAGGGAACUAAUUUUUAGGGACAGGGCAUGUUUUUUUGUAGAAUCCCUGCUGUGCAACUGCACGGUGCUUUACGUUGUGAAGGACGGCAGAAGGCCGAAGCACUGGAGGGAAAUGACCGCAUUCUCUGUCUUGUCUUCGUUUCUUAGACUCCAACUGUACACCGCUGGGACAACGUAUGAAAUGCGUCAUUCUCGUCGUUUGUCGCUCCUUCCGGCAGCGCAGUGAGGUCGUCCUCAUUCGUCGCUGCGUGUGUUGGGCAGGGUUCGGGCCUUGCCGAGCGCUUCCUUUCUUACCGACGAGAUCCACGUGCCCUCCACGCCUUUUCAGUGUCGUUUAUUUACUGAGCUCCGUUUCGGGGCGCAAAAGCGCUUUUGUGUAAUUGGAGCCUGAGUGAGGCCCCGAAAACGGUUCGAGCGAUCCGCCCUUUCGCGCCUAACACUCGCUGCUCAGACGCACUUGCUGGAACGAGAGACUGUGCGGUUCCCGGCGGUGUGAAACUUUUUACACAGAAUGCGUGUGAACAAGAUAAUAAAGGUCGCGCACUGGC
This is a messenger RNA of Toxoplasma gondii ME49, 2925 nucleotides long. RefSeq names its product alveolin domain containing intermediate filament IMC10 (gene ALV12). The transcript is spliced from 6 exons. The coding region runs from base 629 to 2311 and encodes 560 amino acids. The record is from RefSeq and is a predicted model, not a curated record. NCBI's taxonomy places the organism in Eukaryota, Apicomplexa, Conoidasida, Eucoccidiorida, Sarcocystidae.